Molecule: messenger RNA, 894 nt
Organism: Apiotrichum porosum
Lineage: Eukaryota; Fungi; Basidiomycota; Tremellomycetes; Trichosporonales; Trichosporonaceae
Exons: 6
Coding region: 1-894 (297 amino acids)
Biological process (GO): regulation of transcription by RNA polymerase II
Cellular component (GO): chromosome
Molecular function (GO): chromatin insulator sequence binding
Source: RefSeq, a predicted model, not a curated record
AUGUCCCGUGGCGAGCGGCUUCAACGCAAUUGCGAAGAAUACAAGGAUAGGCCUACCGAGAUCAAAAAGCUCCAAUCGUCAGUCGACUGCAUUAAGAACAUCAUGAAGCGCGAUGGACUCAUCGGAACCGAGCGAUAUCGCCGAGGCGACAAGCAGCUGCCUCUCCCCGUCCCGCGCGUGCCCCUCCCAAGGAAGAUGAAACCGGUCAAGCCGAUGGGUUUGCUCCCAUGCCCCGAGCGUGGAUGUGACGAGAGCUUUUCCCGCGUGUCGGAGCUCAACGAGCACGUCCGCAUUCACGACGCCACCCUGUUCCAGUGCUCGCGCUGCGAAAGCCGGUUCACGUUCCAGGGUGGCCUUGACGCGCACGAGCGUCAACACGACGAAAACCCGGAUGAUGCGCGUGUUCACCAGUGUUACCUCUACCCUGACAAGGAGGGCGGUUACAAGGGCUUCAAGAGCUACGCUGCCCUUGUCGGCCAUGCCCAGACGUGUCCAGACAAAGGAGGUGUCAAAGUGACGGACGACGGCACAUGGACACGCGUCAAGGGAGAAAAAUCGUAUCGGAUCACAGUAUCCAAGCAGGUGACCGAGCCACCCACCAAGCCUCGUGUCCGAGAGGUUGUUGCCAACGUGUGCCACUGCUGUGACCCUCCCAAGGCGUUUACACAAAGGCCCAAUUUCACCAAGCACGUCAAGGAUAAACAUCCCGGCGAGGUUACCCGGGUCGGCGGAGGUGGGAAGAUCGGCCACCGGCUCAUCUUGUCUGACCGCGUAACGGGCAAGAUCGCUUCGGCGUCUGGCAGGUCGGACAGCGUCGAAGUCCCGACCCCAAAGGAUGAUGAGAAGAAGAAUACGAAGAAGAAGAAGCUCUAUGGAGACAAGGGCAAAGAGUAG